Messenger RNA from Pseudomassariella vexata, 959 nucleotides. Its product is annotated as mitochondrial inner membrane protease subunit 2. Gene Ontology annotation, molecular function: serine-type endopeptidase activity. The coding region runs from base 120 to 779 and encodes 219 amino acids. Gene Ontology annotation, cellular component: membrane; mitochondrial inner membrane peptidase complex. The transcript has 2 exons. Gene Ontology annotation, biological process: mitochondrial respiratory chain complex assembly. The record is from RefSeq and is a predicted model, not a curated record. NCBI's taxonomy places the organism in Eukaryota, Fungi, Ascomycota, Sordariomycetes, Amphisphaeriales, Pseudomassariaceae.
AUCGAGGUCAUCAAUGAAUGAUGUGAUGCAUCGGUCGCAGAUCGAUUCGACUAAACUUUCGUAAUCCCUACUGUCAGCUCUGCCACGACGCGCCGCCGCUCCCCAGCGGGCAGUUUCUCAUGGCAAAUCAUUCAUUAUGGGCCCGACUUCGACCAUUUCGAAGGCCGCUACUCUUCAAUAAGGUGGCGCUCCGAAUCCAAUCGCAUCCGAGAAUCCACUCCGUCAACAGCCGGUGGACUCGAUACAAGUCAUUCCGCCAGCACCGAUUUCUCGGAGACUUCACGUGGUAUUCCUGGAUCUUCUUAACAUGGGUUCCAGUAGUCGUCUUCUUCAAUGCGAAUGUGAUGGAGCUUGCGUUCAUCAAUGGUCCUUCCAUGUACCCUUUCAUGAACGCCGAAAAGGACCAGACCACGGCCCCAGACGUAACAGUCGCUUGGAAGUGGAAUGCCCAGCAUAACUUGGCCCGAGGGAUGAUCGUCUUAUUCUGGAACCCAAGGAAGCCAGAGAUAACCGUCGUGAAGAGAGUCGUGGGACUCGAAGGCGACAUCAUCACAACGCGACCUCCGUAUCCAGCUCUCGUUAUCAGAGUACCGCCUGGCCAUAUCUGGGUUGAAGGAGAUGGCGGGGAACGGGACAGUAUAGAUAGCAAUGUCUAUGGACCCAUUGCGACAGCUCUGGUCAUUGGAACAAUUCCCUUCGUACUAAAACCACUCCACAGAGCUGGCUGGGUGCGAUGGUGGGAGCAUCCGGUGAACGGGAGAGUGAGGCAUCGAAGCUAAGAAGAAAAUGAAAAAAAAAAUAUUAACAAUAUUACGAACUUCCAUGUCUAGCUCCUAAGCACCUUUAUCGGUGAUUGACUGUUUAAUCUUGUGUGGCAAAUUGUGCCGGGAAAGGUACAGAGUAUGAAGUAUAUGCUUGAAAAAUUCCCCAAACGCCUCUUUGAAUUGAUAACUUGGCAC